AGCCGCGCGCACAGCGGGGAGAGAGAGAGCACGUGACACCAUGACGAGCGACGGGCUGUCGCACAGCGGGAUGCGGGUGACAGAAGUGGAAGAGUUCCUGAAAAACCCUCCGGCCGGUUUCUCCGUGGAGGUCCUCUGCUCGGGUUACCGAGUGCACAGCGACCCGGAGAGCAGCCUGGUGCUCAUCGAGGACUUUGACUCCCGCAGGGGGAGAAUAGUCUUCGAGCAGUCCCUGGGAAGGAAGGUUAAGAUGCAGAAUUUAUGGGAAUAUAGCUCCAUGAGGAAAAGUCUUGUGUCCAAGUGGAUCUAUCUGCACAUGUCUGCCUGCGAAGAAAACUCCUCAGUGGCCGACGAAGCCAGAGUGCUGGAGCACUUUGUGGUUUGCAUAGACGGCAACAAUCCCUUCAUCAAGUGGCAGAUGGAGAGAGGCCUGGACUGGACCAUCUCCUCGGUGGCGGGGGAAAGUUACAGCGUGGAUGUUGACUUGACUGAACCGCUGGAGAGCUGGGCAGCAAUAAACAUCCACAUGAUAAAUGACAAACUGCUAAAAGUCAAACCCGUGUGGAGAGAUGCCUCCUUCACCCUCAAAUACCAUUCUGACGCCCUCUUUGACUUCCCACACUGGUUUGGCUUCAGCAAAAGAAAGUUUAAUCUGAGACUGAAGUGAGCCAGCAGUGGACGGAGAGCAAGACAAAAUUGAAUUCAUUUAAGUUUUGGGGUGGAGUCGGUGUCUUGUUCCUCAAGAAAUCCUCUUGAUCAGCAGACGGAUUGUUUGUAACCGAGCAGCCUGCUUCUUGGGGUUGCAGUAACUAUCUCUCCAUGGCUGAUGGGUCCAGAUACUUCUCAUGUCCAGUGGGUGGACACGACUGACGAGGACAUUUCCUAUGCCAGGAAUAUUGUGUAAGCACAUUUUGUGUCUAAUUAUGUCUUUUGAAAUGGGAUUUGCUAGAAAAUUGCACAUGCUUGUGGGCUUUUGUACCAAGGAAUCAGCAUUUGUUUACGAGAAGCUUUAUUUUUACCAAACACAAUAAAAA
Molecule: messenger RNA, 1034 nt
Organism: Gasterosteus aculeatus aculeatus (three-spined stickleback)
Lineage: Eukaryota; Metazoa; Chordata; Actinopteri; Perciformes; Gasterosteidae
Gene: medag
Product: mesenteric estrogen dependent adipogenesis
Source: RefSeq, a predicted model, not a curated record